Molecule: messenger RNA, 855 nt
Organism: Hipposideros armiger (great roundleaf bat)
Lineage: Eukaryota; Metazoa; Chordata; Mammalia; Chiroptera; Hipposideridae
Gene: SUN5
Product: Sad1 and UNC84 domain containing 5
Cellular component (GO): meiotic nuclear membrane microtubule tethering complex; nuclear envelope
Molecular function (GO): protein-membrane adaptor activity
Source: RefSeq, a predicted model, not a curated record
AUGCGACCCACCCCUGCAGAAAUCCCAGGUCCAGGAGGUGAUGCCUUCCUGUUGCCAAUCCGCCUCAAUGGCCCACCCCCAGGCUUGAGUCAGUGCAUCCUGGGAUGUAUGUCCUGGAUCACCUGCAUGGCCUGCUUCCUGAGGACUCAGGCCCAUCAAGUUCUAUUCAACAACUGCAGAUGCAAGCUGCUCUUCCAGAAGCUCAUGGAAAAGACAGGUGUCCUGGUCCUCUGUGCUUUCGGAUUUCUCACACAGAAAAUGGCCCAGAAAAUAAUGAAGAUGAUACAAGGAGAUUACAUUGAAAAGCCAGACUUUGCCCUAAAGUCUAUAGGAGCGUCCAUUGACUUUGAGCAAACGUCAGCCACGUACAACCACGACAAGGCUCGCUCCUACUGGAACUGGAUCCGGCUGUGGAACUAUGCACAGCCCCCGGACGUGAUCCUCGAGCCCAAUGUGACACCUGGCAACUGCUGGGCCUUCUCGGGUGACCGCGGCCAGGUGACCAUCCGACUGGCCCAGAAGGUCUACCUGUCCAACCUGACACUGCAGCACAUCCCCAAGACCAUCUCACUGUCAGGCAGCCUGGACACUGCCCCCAAAGACUUCGUCAUCUAUGGUAUGGAAGGCUCCCCUAAAGAAGAAGUGUUCCUGGGGGCAUUUCAGUUUCAGCCAGAAAACAUCAUUCAGAUGUUCCAGCUCCAGAACCAGCCGUCCCGGACUUUUGGAGCAGUCAAGGUGAAGAUAUCAAGCAACUGGGGGAACCCACGCUUCACCUGCCUAUACCGCGUGCGAGUGCACGGCUCUGUUACCCCACCCAGAGAUCAGCCUAUGAGCCCCUAUCCUGAGAGAGAUUAA